This is a messenger RNA of Sugiyamaella lignohabitans, 1392 nucleotides long. RefSeq lists its product as uncharacterized. The transcript has a single exon. The record is from RefSeq and is a predicted model, not a curated record. Bases 1 to 1392 code for a protein of 463 amino acids. Gene Ontology annotation, molecular function: ubiquitin conjugating enzyme binding; cyclin binding; ubiquitin protein ligase activity. Gene Ontology annotation, cellular component: cytosol; ubiquitin ligase complex; nucleus. Gene Ontology annotation, biological process: protein polyubiquitination; proteasome-mediated ubiquitin-dependent protein catabolic process; protein autoubiquitination. NCBI's taxonomy places the organism in Eukaryota, Fungi, Ascomycota, Dipodascomycetes, Dipodascales, Trichomonascaceae.
AUGGCCACAAGUGCCAGUUCUCAGAAUCAUGACAGGGUGCUUGUUUAUGCGGAGUAUUUGUCACGGAUAAGGUCAAUUGCGAUAUCGAUACAGCUAUCUGAGCUCUGUUAUCCACAGCAGCUGACAUUCAGGGAUGUGAGAACUGCGGUUUUACAUUAUACUAAAGCUAGUGGUUCAAGUGAUUCUACAACGGGUGUACACGACGAGUCAAAUGAGUCGAGCAAAGAAAAGCAGAAUCAUGAAUCAAACAGGUCGGAUCAGUUGGACGAACUCGAAUCAAGUACAGCAUCUGGAAUAACUGACUCCAUUGAACUUAACCAAAAGGAAAAAUCAAGUAAUAGCAAUGAUAAUGAGUUCAUAAUCAAUCUUCCUGAAGAUAUCACUGUUAGAGUUUCAGAAUCUACCAUACCUAUAUCCGAAUUAACCUCAACAUUAUCAUUCAGGCUACCUGCAUCACCAGAGCUUGCUGAUGUUCUCCAGACAAAACUCAAUUUUUACGAUAGCUAUGACCAGAUCCCUUGGUCAGCUGAUAUGUUGAAUAGCCAUAAAGUCAGUUUUUGUUGUGUACAGUGUGACGGCGAACUGGUCAAGCCGAACCGGAUAAAGCAAUGGAAGUCUUUGCCAUCAGAAAAUUGGGCUGAAAUGAUGGAUUUUUGGCAUUGUCAUAAGCCCAAAAGCGAGGAUGAUAAUAUGGCCUCGAAAUUCAAUCCUAGUUAUGCAGUUUCUAAGUUUACUCCAUAUUCAGGCACUGUUUUAGUUGGAGACUGCUAUUUCUAUUUAUUCAAGGAUGAUACCACAGCACGAGUAGUAGGUGAAACUGUCGCAUGUGAAAAGUGUGGAUACGAUCUAGGAACUUGUGAUGCAAGUGACAAAACUUCUCUUACAGUGUGGAAAUGGAAUCUGAAGCUAGUUACCCCAGAUGUUAGCACGGAUAACACCAAAACUAAAGACGAUAUUAGAGAAGCUGUUGCCAGCACAAACACGUGCAUGCCAACUAAAAAACCAGCAAAACCUCUUCGACUGACCUAUCCCCUCCAUCAAUACGUGUCUACGGUUAUAGCUCGUCUUAUUGAUUCCCAUGCUAUUUAUACUUUCUCAAUCACAGACAUGGAUGAGAAGCCUGACCUUUUAUUGUGGGUAUUUAACCCAGAUAUUAAGUAUACUACUGCUACAAGUGCUAAAGGCCAGAGGGGAUUCAAAAUUGUCUAUACCUAUGAUAAGAAAAUUAUGCCUAGCUUGGAAAAGACUAGAGGUGAGAUUGAAGUGGUCAAGUUUCCUCCUCGGGUGCUGGAAGUUCUCAAAGCUCAUUUAGUUGAAAACACUCUGUCGUUGCCCGAAAAUGCUAGAAGCUUUGGUCAAUGGACUGUCAGUAUGCUGGAAAAGAUCAAUUAA